AUGGGACAGGAGACUGCGGAAAAGAGUCAACCCUGCUCUGGGUUCCUUCCGAGAUGGGGCUUCAAGGAGACAAUCUUCCUCAUCAAGCAACUCAGCGCUACGCCUACAAUCCCCGCGCAGCGAACGGCCGAAGAAAUCGCCCAAGAUGGCACGCUUGAUCCGCAGGCGGCCCUUCGCGCCAACAAGGAAGUCUUCUUCUUCCGCUUGGAGCGUGAAAUCGAAAAAGUGAAUGCUUUCUACCUUCAAAAAGAGUCCGAGUUUUCAUUAAGGUUGAAAACGCUGGUCGAUAAGAAACGUGUCAUUCAAUCCCGGACGGUCUCAAAUUCCAAGGUCUCCUCAAAUUUCGUGGCCCUGUUUGAAGGGUUUCUCCAGUUCGAUGGCGACUUGAACAAAUUGCAGCAAUUCGUUGAGAUCAACGAGACUGCCAUGUCGAAGAUUCUCAAAAAAUGGGACAAAACGUCAAAGUCACGGAUGAAGGAGCUGUACCUGCACCGGGCGGUGGAAGUGCAGCCUUGCUUCAACCGUGAAGUCCUGCGAGACUUAUCUGAUCGAGCCACCACGGCUCGCCUGGAGCUGGAGGCCUGGGCAGAAGGGGAGAAUCUACAGUUUGACACUUCCAGGCCGAUUGAGCGAUCCGUCGGUGCUUCUGGGACGGAGGAAGAGGAGUCGGAUUUGCAGAUCCUACAAUCGGCGUCUUUGGGCAAUCUACAAAGCCUGCGCGAGUGGAUCGCCAAGCUGCCCUCUCUCCCCGAUCCGCACGAACGUGCGACGAGAACCUUCCUGAAUGCGAUCAACAGCUCGGCAGACGAAGUGCUCGGACUGCUUUUGGAGAGUGGACUGGUCGAUAUUCAAGCGGAGGAUGACAUCAACGAGCGCAACUGUCUCCAUGAGGCGGCGAUCUCCGGACGAGACUACGUGUUCAAGGCCGGACUUGCUGCCGGAGUCGACUUUUCUCUGUCGGAUGUCUACGGUCGUAUUCCUCUCCAUUACGCAUGCAUGCACGGCCGCGUGGACAUGGUGCGGGAGCUGCUGGCGGCUGGCCCGCAAACCGUAAACGUGAUGGACCAUGAUAACUUCAACCCCUUGAUUCACAGUAUUGUCAAGGCGUCCGAGUCAGACCAUAUCCCGCUCAACCUGGCCUGUCAGCAUGGCUCACUCCCCAUCGUGAAGAUGCUCCUGGAGCGCAGCGCGCGCCUGCUCCCUGACGCCGAGGGACUCUACCCGCAGCACAUGGUUGCUCGCGCCUCUCAAUCCCCAGAUUUGCUGCUUUUGUUGAAGGAACAGGGGGCCGACCUCGACCAGAAAGACAAGCUGUAUCAGUGGACUCCGUUGUUCCAUGCCGCCAGCGAAGGAUGUGUGCCCUGUCUGCGAACCCUACUGGAAGCUGGUGUGAAUUCCCAGGUGGUCGACGAGAAGGGCUUGUCGGCCAUGUAUUAUGCUGCUUGGGAGGGACACCUGGAGUGCAUGUUGCUGCUUUGGGCGCAGCCAGCGCAGCAGCAGCCAACCCAGCGGCCCAUGGAUCUCCUGAACGGAGUCAAGUUCCAGGAGGCUGGGCUGAUGGAAGAUAUGGGCACGGAGCGGCGUGCCAGCGCUGCCGACAUGGACAUCGCUGACGGCAUUCCCGACUUGGAGCUUCCGCCGCCGAUCAUCCCUCUCCGUCGAUACGGGCACAACUUCCUGGACAAGAAGGUCUUUGUCCAGCUCCUCUUCGACCAGGGCAACGUGGGGUCCAUUGCCUUUGACCAGGCCGGACGUCACCCCGCCGCGCGUCUGACUAUCUCCUCCAAAAUUUCCGACUUGAUUCCUCGAACCAUCGUCCUCCCGAUCCAGGAUGACUCGCGGACGAUAUCCUUCCACGUUGACAAUCUGGACACUUUUGCUGUGGACUUUGAAAUCUUCCCCACCUUUGGAUCCAAGGUCAUUGCCAAGAGUGUAGCGUUGCCCGUCAUCUUCGCUGCAGAAAAGUCCAGCACCGGCUCAUGUUGUCUGCCUCUCUUCGACCCACGUCUCCGUGCCAUCGGUCAAUUGCGGUUUAACUUCCAGGUCAUCAAGCCCUAUCACGGGGAUCCCUUGGAGAUUACUCACUUUGCGACAUACUGGAAGGCCACCAGCGCGAUCGACUCCGAGCACAACGGUCUGGUUACUGGGUCAAGUUUGUCCGGCGAUUAUGUGCAGCUCUUUGUGCAGCUUACCCGGGACCGCGUUCCUGUUCUCUUUCCUCAAUUUACGAUCAAUCACCAUGGAAUUGAGAUUCCCGUAUGUCAAUUAUCAUACGCCCAAUUCCAGACCAUCGGUGCCGAGGCAGGCAUCAACCGGCAGGAGAUUCUGGAGUUCCUGGCGACGCAGGGAGUUCACGACAUGUCCCAAACACAUCGUCUCUUGGCGGGCUCCUUCAUGUCUCUUCGCGAGGUCCUGCAGCAGCUUCCCAUUGACUUGAACAUCAACUUGUCGGUCCUCUAUCCUUCCGGCAGUGAGGAGAAAGCUCUGGAUAUGACCUCUUUGGCCGACGUCAACAGCUUCGCCGAUGCCAUUCUUACCGACGUUUUCGAUCACGCUCGCAUUGCACGGGAAAAGAGUCCUGACUUUAUGCGCUCACUGGUGUUUACGUCGUACAAUCCGAAUAUCUGCACGGCCCUGAACUGGAAGCAGCCCAAUUAUCCAGUCCUGCUCUGUAACGAUCUUGGCCAGAUUCGGGACCUUGCCGCGAAUGUUGACGCGAUGCCUCAUGUCCACAGUAGUGGUCGGGCGUCCAUGUCUAUCAAGGAAUCGGCACGGAUCGCACAAAGUAACAACUUUAUGGGGUUGAUUUGCCGAUCCAGUCUCUUGAAUGUUGUCCCUGCUCUGGUGGAGACCAUCAAGGAACUUGGUCUCGUCCUGGUGGCUGAUACUUCUGACGAAAUCGGGCAGCCUGAUCGCGGGGACGCGCUGGCCUCGGCGAAUGCCAUGGGCGUGGCAGAAUGGGCGUAUCGCAUGCCCGAUGGUGUCAAUGGUGUCAUGAAAGCCAACGGCGUGCUACGAUUCAACGAUAUGAUCGAUAUGUAA
Messenger RNA from Penicillium oxalicum, 3042 nucleotides. RefSeq lists its product as uncharacterized. The record is from RefSeq and is a predicted model, not a curated record. The transcript has 7 exons. Bases 1 to 3042 code for a protein of 1013 amino acids. Lineage: Eukaryota; Fungi; Ascomycota; Eurotiomycetes; Eurotiales; Aspergillaceae. Gene Ontology annotation, biological process: glycerophospholipid catabolic process. Gene Ontology annotation, molecular function: glycerophosphocholine phosphodiesterase activity; protein binding.